CCAGCUUUUCCAUUCUCCCUUCUCACUCUCCUCUUUUUUUCUUGAGUAGCUGUAUUCCCCUCCCUCCCCUUCCCCCUCUCCUCUCCCUCUCUCUCUCUCCCUCUCCCUCUGUCUUGUCUCUGGUGUUUGUCUCUGGGAGGAUCAGGGGCUGCCUGCUUGGAGUUUGUGAUGGGGGGUGGAGGGGGAGGGGAGGGGUGUGUGGGAGGGAGGAGGGAAAGGGGGGUGUUCUCGCCAGGACCCCUCAGUCAACUUGAGAUUUGAGCAAUAACUUCCCCUUCGGGGCGCCCCCCUGCGUGCCCUUCCUAUUCCUCCUCUCCUCCCCCCAACCCCCCCCAAAAAAAGACAAUGGGAAAACCUUGUCUCCCCCCUCUUCCGCCCCUCUGCCCUGCACCCCUCCCCAGGAUAGAUUGGAAGUAAGUUUAUGAGCAGCCUCGGGAGCCUGGGCGCUGCUUAGUGCGGGCCGGAGCGGGUGACAGAGACAGCGCGCCGGGGGUGGUGGGGAGGGGGCGACACAUUGUCCGGGCGUGGGGGGGGGCGCGGGGGCCUGGGCUGCCCCCUCCCCAAUCCGGCUCCCCCUCGGCCCAGGGACGGUCGCCUGGCUCUUCCACCUACCCCUCCCCACACACACCCCGGGAUGCUGUUGGGGGGAAGUUUUUAUUAUGGUUAUUUAUUUAAUUAAAAAACAUUUUUUUUGGGAAAACCAUCUUGUUUGAUGACUGAGGGAUCUGGUUAAAAAAAAAAAAAAGCUGCGGCUGCUGACGCCCGCGGGGCCCGAGUGUGUGUGUGUGUGUGUGUGUGUGUGUGUGUGUGUGUGUGUGUUGGUGCAUUUGUCUUGGGUGGCCGGAGCAGCGUUGGGGAAAUUCCGCUUAUUCUUCUUCUUCUUCUGCAACUUGUUAUUCCGGAGAGUCUGCCUGCACCCCUCACCCCGGGGCCGGCCCUCCCGCAGUCGCCCCGGCCGCACGCAGCCCCCGGGGCGCCCCGGGACCCCAGUGCGGGCCGGGGGCGCCCAGGCCGCUCCGAAAGGGGCCGCGGCCGCCCCUCCCCCGCCCGCGCCCCCGCCGGGGGGAGGGGCGCGCGGAGUGGGACUCUUUCCGUUUGGUCCAGCCCCGCCGUGCACGCAGUUCCCAACACUUCUCGUCAUCCUCGCUCUCGGGGCUCUUUAUUCUGCUGAGCGGUGCUGUUAGGAUUUCUCUCUCUCUCCUCUCUCUCUCUCUUUUUUCCUCUGACCACGUUCGCGAUGGUGGGUAGCAGCAGCAAGGUGGCCCUGGCAGGGGAGGGGUUGGUCUCGAGAUUGGGCACCGGGCGGAGAAUGUCUCCUUUUCAACUUUGUCUGUGUGGCUUGCACCCCGGGAGGAGGCCACACGCCGGUUGUGGGUGUAGAUGUGCCGAGAGUGAUUUCUAAGUAGUUGAGUUGUUGAGAUGAGGGUAGGACUGCUAAUGGUAGGCAGGUUUUGUUUUCAUUGGUGAAUCCGGUGUCAUCAUAUUCCGGUCAUAUGUUGAAAUAUUCUUUGUUUAGGUCUUGAAGUAGAGGAUCUCACACUGCACGUCCACAUUGUGUUGUUUUUAAAUGAUGUCUCUGGGAGUGUGGGUUUCUAGAAUUUCAGAUGUGAGUGAAGGUCCGGACGUGUGUGGGCCUCAGCUCUGGCCUUGACAGUGAACUUUGUGGCUGUGUUUUGGAUUUCAAAGAUGUGCUCCAUAGCUGGGGUGCGAGUCUGCAUUUUUCUGAAUGGUAGGUGUCAGGAAUGUAGAUGCUUGGGGAAGUUAGAGAGGGAAGAACAUUUGUAUAUUAAUAAUUGAUAGCUGAAUAUUAGAAUCAGAUUAAUUUGGGCUGAUGAGAGUUGUUUUUUUUUUUAACAGUUGUGCAUUCUAGGAAGGCUUUCAUAGGCGUACUUUAUAAGGGGUUGCUUAGGGCAAGGAGCUGGGAUAUGGCCUUUUAGAGAGGCCCCUCAUCGCACCUACAUCUGCAGCUUUAUAGAGGUACAGGGGGCCGAAACAGGCUGUGAUGUGUAAGCAUAGUUUUCGGUGCUUAUGCUGUUUGUUUACAUUUAGUGUUCACUCAACGUUUGGGCAGUAGAAAUAAAUAGGUCAGCUUUUCCUUCGAUUUUUGAAAGCUAGCCCCCUCUUUUUCUUUCAAAGUUUCACAAUUUACUUGGUUUACAGCCUAGGAAACCAUCACUACAUUUUUACUGGAAAUACUAUUAUUCAUGUUAAUUUCGGGGGCUGGAGAGCUGAAGGAGAGCCAGUGUCCCCAAAAUUGGACUUCUCAGAACCUUUAAUAUGCUAAUGUGCAUUGUGAAUCUCCAAGAGGGGGAUAUGAUAUGCAGCAUUCUUGAAUACUUCUAAUGACAGGGAGCCCACUACCUCAUAAGUUGUUUCUUUUCUUAAUGUUGAAAAACUGCUCCAGCAAGUACAGGGAAGAUAAGAGAUUUGAGCUGCAGCAAGAAGAGUUUGUUAUUUUAAGCGGAGGCUGAAGAAACUAUAGAAUUUGCAGACAUAAGAGAAAGUGGAGAAGGUAGAGAAUGGAGUUGCAGACUCUCCAGGAGGCUCUUAAAGUGGAAAUUCAGGUUCAUCAGAAACUGGUUGCUCAAAUGAAGCAGGAUCCACAGAUAUUUUUUCUUUCCAAUCAGAAUGCUGACUUAAAGAAACAGCUUCAUGAACUCCAAGCCAAAAUCACAGCUUUGAGUGAGAAACAGAAAAGAGUAGUUGAACAGCUGCGGAAGAACCUGAUAGUGAAGCAAGAACAACCAGACAAGUUCCAAAUACAGCCAUUGCCACAAUCUGAAAACAAACUACAAACAGCACAGCAGCAACCACUCCAGCAACUGCAGCAACAGCAGCAGUACCACCACCACCACGCCCAGCAGCCAGCCGCAGCCUCGCCCACCCUGACUGCUUCACAGAAGACUGUAACUACAGCUUCUAUGAUUACCACAAAGACACUACCUCUCGUCUUGAAAGCAGCAACUGCGACCAUGCCUGCCUCUGUUGUGGGCCAGAGACCUACCAUUGCUAUGGUGACCGCCAUCAACAGUCAGAAGGCUGUGCUCAGCACUGAUGUGCAGAACACACCAGUCAACCUCCAGACGUCUAGUAAGGUCACUGGGCCUGGGGCAGAGGCUGUCCAAAUUGUGGCAAAAAACACAGUCACUCUGCAGGUUCAGGCAACACCUCCUCAGCCCAUCAAAGUUCCACAGUUUAUCCCUCCUCCUAGACUCACUCCACGUCCAAACUUCCUUCCACAGGUUCGACCCAAGCCUGUGGCCCAGAAUAACAUUCCCAUCGCCCCAGCACCUCCACCCAUGCUCGCAGCUCCUCAGCUUAUCCAGAGGCCUGUCAUGCUGACCAAGUUCACCCCCACAACCCUCCCCACAUCCCAGAAUUCCAUCCACCCUGUCCGGGUCGUCAAUGGGCAGACCGCAACCAUAGCCAAAACAUUCCCCAUGGCCCAACUCACCAGCAUUGUGAUAGCUACUCCAGGGACCAGGCUCGCUGGACCUCAGACUGUACAGCUUAGCAAGCCAAGCCUUGAAAAACAGACAGUUAAAUCCCACACAGAAACAGAUGAAAAACAGACAGAAAGCCGUACCAUCACCCCUCCUGCUGCACCCAAACCAAAACGGGAAGAAAACCCGCAGAAACUUGCCUUCAUGGUGUCCCUAGGGUUGGUAACACAUGACCAUCUAGAAGAAAUCCAAAGCAAGAGACAAGAGCGAAAAAGAAGAACAACAGCAAAUCCAGUGUACAGCGGAGCCGUCUUUGAGCCAGAGCGUAAGAAGAGUGCAGUCACCUACCUAAACAGCACAAUGCAUCCGGGGACCCGGAAGAGAGGUCGUCCUCCAAAAUACAAUGCAGUGCUGGGGUUUGGAGCCCUUACCCCAACAUCCCCCCCAUCCAGUCAUCCCGACUCCCCCGAAAGUGAAAAGACAGAGACCACAUUCACUUUCCCUCAACCUGUGCAGCCUGUGUCCCUGCCCAGCCCCACCUCCACAGACGGUGAUAUCCACGAGGAUUUUUGCAGUGUUUGCAGAAAAAGCGGCCAGUUGUUGAUGUGCGACACGUGUUCCCGUGUGUAUCACCUGGACUGCCUCGACCCGCCUCUGAAAACCAUCCCCAAGGGCAUGUGGAUCUGUCCCAGAUGUCAAGACCAGAUGCUGAAGAAAGAAGAAGCAAUCCCAUGGCCUGGAACUUUAGCAAUUGUGCAUUCCUAUAUUGCCUACAAAGCAGCUAAAGAAGAAGAGAAACAGAAGUUACUUAAAUGGAGUUCAGAUUUAAAACAAGAGCGAGAACAAUUAGAGCAGAAGGUGAAACAGCUCAGCAAUUCUAUAAGUAAAUGCAUGGAAAUGAAGAACACCAUCCUGGCCCGGCAGAAGGAGAUGCACAGCUCCUUGGAGAAGGUGAAACAGCUGAUCCGCCUCAUCCAUGGCAUCGACCUCUCCAAACCCGUAGACUCUGAGGCCGCUGUGGGGGCCAUCUCCAACGGCCCGGACUGCACCCCCCCUGCCAGCGCGCCCGCCUCCACGCCCGCCCCCUCCCCGUCGUCCUCCCAGAGCUGCACAGCGAACUGUACCCCGGGGGACGAGACUAAAUAACAGAGCCCUGAGGAGAAGCCACGGGAUCCCGGCGGCGAUGAGCGAGCAACACUGAAGACUCUCGAGAAGCAAAGCCGGAUCGCUUCUGGAAAGUACAGAAUUCUUUUGGUUCUUUGGUUCCAGAGAGAGAGAAGAUGCUUGUGCCAGGUGGCACCCGAGUUUGCCAAUUGAUCCUUCUUAUUCUGUGUGUACAUGCAAAGAUUGGACCAUGUUACAUGAAAUAGUGCCAGCUGGAGGUUCUUUGCCAGCACCAUGCCAAGUGAAAUAAUAUAUUUACUCUCUCUAUUAUACACCAGUGUGUGCCUGCAGCAGCCUCCACAGCCACGAUGGGUUUGUUUUCGUUUUGUUGGGUGGGAGCAGGGAUGGGCGGAGGGAGGAGAGCAGGUUUCAGACCCUUAUUUGCCAGCUGUUUGUCUAGGUAGAGAAGACAAGUCCAAAGAGUGUGGGCUUUCCUGUUUCUAAACUUUCACUACUACCAAACCAAAAAAGAGAAAAGGAAACCAAGAUCUAACCAACCCCAGUGCCCAGAAGAGGGACAGGGAGGGGGAGGGUGUGGUGGGAACCAGAUCCAUAAGCAGUAUUCGCAUUGUUGGGAGGGCCGCUGGGGCGUGGGGGGACACCAGGAAGGCCACCAGCUCUCCUCCCAGCUCUGCUCCUGCCUGGGUGCCUGACGCCCUCCCGGGCCCCUGUCCCCCCUCCCCCGCUUGGUGACCGUGCACCCCUAUGUGUGAGCCCCUCUGUCCCUGAGACCAAGGCAAGCGGGGGCCUUGCUGGCCUAGGCCGGGAAGAAGGAUGUGUGUGGUCCAGGAAGGAAAAAAGGUGAAUUGGUGAUUUUACUUGAAAACAAGCUCCAUCCCCUUUCUAUAUUUAUAAGGAGAGAAGACCCUGUGCGAAGCAGCGCGCGACCCAGGUGUGUGUGAACUGAGUGGAGAUGUUUCUGAACGCUUUCUUUUUUAAAUUUUUUUCUUUUUUUUUUUUUUUUCAAGAAACUUUUAUUUUGUGGUUUAUUUUACUUUUUUGGUAACAAAAACUAAACUAAGGAAUAGAAAAGCUGUUUUUCAGGCUGACAGUCCAGUUAAGGGUAGUCGAGACCGUGCAUGGUAGAGUAGGCGUCAUAGUGUCAGUGAGGUCAGUGAGUCUUUGUGAGUCCUGUGUCAUCGUUGGGGCACUGUUUUUUUAUGCAAGGGCAAAAAUCUUUGUAUCUGGGGGAAAAAACAAACUUUUUUUUAAUUAAAAAGGAAAAUAAAAGAUAUUGAGGUCUUCCUAGUGUUACUUAAAUUAAGAUCAAGGUAAGAAACAUUGUAAAAAAAUUACAAAAGUGCUAUUUGUUUCCUAAAAGCAGUGAUUUCUAUUAAAAAGGUGUCAGAACUGGAGAAAAUGCCGUGUAGUUAUAAUUUUUUAGCACAGAACCUGCUGAUCAUGAUGACAUUUUGCUGUGUUUGUGUCUCUGAGCUGGUGGGGCCAGUCCCCAGGCAGAGCGCGGGCUCCCGCCAUCCUCUUCCUCUUCCUCCUCCUCCUUCUCCUCCUCCUCCUCCUCCUUCUUUUCCUCCUCCUCCUCACAGACCGCCCUGCUUCCUGGUGCAGGGAUCCCGGCUCCUGUUUUUGAGUCCGGUUGGAGUGUGCGUGCUAUCAGGGUCCUCCCCCGGCCCCCGCAGUGUCUGCUAGAGCCAAGGCUGGUGCCUCAAUCCGAUCCUUCCUUUGGUGCUGCUCUCCGACUUUCAGCCACCAGCAUUCCGAGUGCCUGGGGUGCCUCUGAGAGGAAGGCCGGCCAGCGUCCUUGCUGCCCCUUGGAGGUGUGGUGCGGGCUGGCUGCAUCAGCCCUCGGUGCUUCGAGAGAACAGAGGAGGGAGCACUUGAGGGACAUUUGUGUCUGAGACGGAGCUGGGCGGCCUUGGGUCUGUCUUGCUGUGGAGAGGCAGAGGCUCUACCGCGUUCUCUGCCUGCCGGCUCCCAGCAUUGCCCACCUGCAGCUCCCUGGGCCCGAUUCGCUGUGCUUGCCUUGGCUUGGCCUGCUGUGGCCUUUUCCUCUUGGGUUCUGAAAGGCCCAGAUCCCCCCUCGGUCUUGCCCUAUGGGAGGUAAAUCCUGCUGGAAGCAUGUUCUCGCUGCAGCUCUUUGUCCACUGCGUGUCCCCGGCUGAAGGGACGGAAGCAGAAGCUCUGCCUGGGACUGGGCUGCUGUGACUCUUCCCAGUUGGCCCAGGCCUGUGCUGGCCAGAGUCUAGGUGUGGCAGAAAAGACCCCUUAGCUUCUCCCUCCCCCAGUCAGGCCUAGAGGGACAGACAGACAAGAGACGCAGGGAAGGGAAGCUUCUAGAGUCAACACACUCAUCCUUGCCAGGUGUGGAAAGACGGAUUUGGGUUUGGCGGCACAGGCCUAGGGCCAGGUCCUGGCUGCCGGGUCGGUUGAGGGGAACAGAGGAGCCCACUCUUCUCAUUCAGAAACCGAGGUGCUAUGUCUAGUCAGGGAGCCUUGGAGGUGCCCGGACUCGUCGGGACAAUCCCUGGCGGUGGAUCAGAGGCCAGCGGAGCUGCCUUAGAGUUCUGCUCUCCACGGACGUGUCUGGGCCCAUGAGCCGGGCUUGCCACACAGCACCGUCCUUUCUGGAAAGGAGCCUCUGCUCAGAGCGGGGUGUGGGCUGGGGGACCAGGCCAGAAAGCGACAGGUUUGCCUGCUUCUUUGAACACUGUCCACUACCUUCUGACCUUGCCUACAGCUCAGAUCAGAGUACGAAUCACAGCCCUGGCCCUGUCCUCCAUCCUGGGCCCAAAUUCCAGGAUACCAUGAUCCUGUCAAGCAAGCACCCCGGCCCCUGUCGAGCUGUCUCCUUCGUCCUUCACUCAGGAGGAACUCAGCUGUCCUUCAGAGUGCUGGGACACCCUGGACACAGGCCCACGACACCGCCCCACCUGUGCUGCCUGCUCCUCUCCUUCUGUCCCUUCUCGUGCUCUGACAGCCUCAGCUGUAAGCUAGGCUGGCUCUGCAUCCCUUCAGAGGCCUGGACUGGGAGUCCCCGGCUGUCCCAGAUAGGCGCAGCCCUGCCCUGGGGGCCGGAAGUCCGCUUUGCUGUGUCAUCCUCACUCACUGUCCUUGCUGCCUGCCUGCUUCCUCUGCCGGCCCAGCGCAGCCCUGGGGCGGGUGGGGGUGGCCACUGUACUGUGAGGUCCUGCUGCUGUCAUCCCGCCUUUUGAUCCUCACCUUUAUUUUGCAUUCCUGGCUCGCAGGUCCUUUGCUUCCAAGGAGCCUGCUGGGUCUUGCCUCACCCGCCCCCCCAUCCCACCAAGCUCAUCAGAUUCCAGAUUUCUUCCUUCCUUCUCAGGUCCUUGGGGACAAACCCAGCUAGGGGCAGUCCCUGUGGGCCUUCUCCGCGUGGCGCCUGUCUCUCCCGCCCGCUGCAGGGCUUGGGCAGCCUCGCACUGGCACUCCCUGGGUGGCUGCCUCCCUGCCCCUGCUGCUGCUUGGCUCAGGCCCAGGGGUGCUGCAGAUGGUGAGCUUAGGGUGCAGCACUGGCCCCUCGGUGCAGUACCACUGCCUGUCCGCCCCUUCGGAGCCCCCACGGGCUCCAGACCGCCCCAGCUGCACACUCAAUGUGGUCUCUUCCCUUUACCCCUUCUUGGGUGUGGUCUCACUUACCUAAAGGGCUGAACUUAGGAGAUUUCCACUGCAGGGGUGGACAGUGUCUAGGGUAACAGGAUGCGGUGGCCCAGGGACAUUUUCUAGGUCCCAGGUGCCCAGAUCGCGUAGCUUCUGUUGGAUGGAGACAGCUUUGCUCUGUGUAAAUGACUGGACCUCGCCCAACCCCUUAGCAGAGCACCCUUGGCAGGAAACAGGAGUCCCAUUCUCACCCUGACUUAAAUCUGUCCCUGAUUUAAGUUCUCUCCAAGGGAGUUGGUGGCCCCUGGCGAACUCCUCUGGCCUUCCCACUAGAAUGCAGGGGAGGAAGCUGGGGUUACCCCUCGAGAGCCAGGGCGCUCACGAAUAAUUCUUGACGGGGGGGGGCAGGGCUGGCGGGCUCUGCUGGGCGCUGUCCACGGCUCUUCCCCACCAGGGCUCCCCACCCUGUGCACCCACGCAGCCGUGGCCCCUGUACCUGUCGCCAGCGUCCUGGUUGCCAGCCCAGGGUGAGUUGCAGGCAGGCAGGCAGGCAGGGCAGGCCAGAGGUCAGCAAGCUCCCGAGCGGGAGAGCCAGCCAGAUCCUAAUCCUGUCUCUUGUCCAUGCCCUUUGUGAUUUCAGUCUUGGUAGAACUUGUAUUUGGAGUUUUGUGCUUCAAAGUUUUUGUUUGUUUGGUUUUUGUUUUGAGGGGGUGGGGGGGAUACAGAGCAGCUGAUCAAUUUGUAUUUAUUUAUUUUAACAUUUUACUAAAUAAAGCCAAAUAAAGUC
Molecule: messenger RNA, 8967 nt
Organism: Cavia porcellus (domestic guinea pig)
Lineage: Eukaryota; Metazoa; Chordata; Mammalia; Rodentia; Caviidae
Gene: Phf21a
Product: PHD finger protein 21A
Exons: 20
Coding region: 2520-4589 (689 amino acids)
Biological process (GO): negative regulation of transcription by RNA polymerase II
Cellular component (GO): histone deacetylase complex
Molecular function (GO): chromatin binding
Source: RefSeq, a predicted model, not a curated record